Messenger RNA from Gracilinanus agilis (Agile Gracile Mouse Opossum), 1841 nucleotides. RefSeq names its product semaphorin-7A-like. Gene Ontology annotation, molecular function: integrin binding; semaphorin receptor binding; chemorepellent activity. The transcript has 4 exons. Gene Ontology annotation, biological process: neural crest cell migration; positive regulation of axon extension; positive regulation of ERK1 and ERK2 cascade. The record is from RefSeq and is a predicted model, not a curated record. Gene Ontology annotation, cellular component: external side of plasma membrane. The coding region runs from base 111 to 767 and encodes 218 amino acids. NCBI's taxonomy places the organism in Eukaryota, Metazoa, Chordata, Mammalia, Didelphimorphia, Didelphidae.
AAUCUCUUAGUUCUUGACGUUCUCCUUACCUCCUCCUCCUCCAUCUUCUCUCUACAGACAAAGGAACAAUCCAUAAGGUGGUGGAGUCAAACCAUGGUGCCUUUAACAUCAUGGAGAUCCAGCCCUUCCGUCACCAUCCAGCCAUCAUCCAGUCCAUGACCCUGGACAGUACUACGAUGAAACUGUAUGUGAACUCUCAGUGGGAGGUCAGCCAGGUGCCCCUAGACCUAUGCAGCGAGUACCGAGGGGGCUGCCAGGGUUGCCUGAUGGCCCGGGACCCUUACUGCGGCUGGGAUGACGUGAAUGGCCAAUGUGUCUCCAUCUAUAAGUAUAAAGGCCCUGUAUUACAGUCUCUGGGUCCCAAUGAGCCACAUACAGAGUGUCCAUCAUCUAAAUCAGAGAAGGGCUCCGGCCAGGCGCAGAGCGUCACUCUGGCCCGGAAUUCCCGCUACUACCUGACGUGCCCCGUGGAGUCCCACCACGCCACGUACUCCUGGCACCACGGAGACAAGAAGGUGCAUCGCUGCGAGCCCGGCUGGCAGAACUCUGACUGCAUCCUUUUCAUCGAGAGGCUCACCGACGAGCAGUACGGCCUGUACCGAUGCAAGGCCGAGGAGGGCUCCUACAGCCGCAUCGCCGUUCAGUGGGAGCUCCGCAAGGAAGCCACCGCCGAGCACCUGCUGAUGGGCAAUGAUGCGGGGGGCCUCGACGCCCUGCUCUGUCUCAGGCUGCUGUUUGCUCUCCUCGUUUUCCUCCUGUUUCAAUAAGGAUCCCUCCUCGACCCCCUUCCCAGCAUCUCCUCCUUCUCAGGAUGUGGGCUGCCGUGGCUCGCUCCUUCCCUCUUCUGACACUUUUGGGGAGACGCCCUUUGCCCCCCACCCCUCCAGGUGCCUCUCACAACUGCUACAGGCCCAAGCCUUGCCUUUACCCCUGGGGGCCAGGGCUAGGGGAGCAAAGAGCUUCUCCCCCACUUUUUUCAGGGGAAUGAACAUUUCUGAGCCAUAGGUCUGCUUGGGAGGCAUGGUGGGGUGGGGGGGAAAGGACUUGGGACUUAAGGAGAAGGAUCCGGUCUUGGGUGCACACGGGUGCUGGGCUUCUGAAGAGCCUGCCCCGAGGGUGGUGGUGGGGGGGGGCACAGGGAGGUGAUGAAUGUAGGGGAUGAGAAAAACCAAUGAAGGAACAAGACUGUCAGGGGGUUAUGGAUCAUCCCCCAGGACAGGAUCCCUUUUAAGAAUGUUUGAAUGGAAAAAAAAAAAAAAAGCAAUUUUUCACUCAAGGGAAGACAUCUUCUGGGGGUCCCAAAGGUGGAAAGUAAGGAAACAUCCACCAGAAGAGAAUGGAGGGGAUGCAGGGAACAGAGCUGGAGCUGGGGUAGGGGCUGGAGGAGCCUGAAAUAUUCUCCCCUAAGGGCCAAGGGGAAGAGUUUGCCAAAGGUGAAUCUUACUGGGAAACUAUUGACUAUGCAUUGGAUGUGUAUGGGCGCGGGGUGGGCAGGGAAUGGGCAGAAGGGGAGCCACCCCCUCAGUUCGAGCCCUGGCACCUGGCCUUGCCCUACCUCCAUGGUCCUCCUGUGCCCUGGCUGCCAGCGCCCGCCUCGGAUCCAUCUUGCUCUUGCCCAGAUCUCUCCCCUCUGGGGGGCUCUUUACCAACGGGCCCAGGGCGAGCUGAAGCAUACCUACGGGAGUUGGGGCUCUCCAGAUGUCCUGGGUGGAUCCCUUCCCCUUUGGCUUGGCGAAGGGGAGGACCUUGAAGCUUGCAUGUUUAUCUAGGGAUGUUUCCUUUCCUGCAGGAAAGGGCUUUAUUUGUAUUUGUUUAGCUUAUUUUAAGUUCGACAAACUUCC